Molecule: messenger RNA, 1038 nt
Organism: Phaethon lepturus (White-tailed tropicbird)
Lineage: Eukaryota; Metazoa; Chordata; Aves; Phaethontiformes; Phaethontidae
Gene: THOC3
Product: THO complex 3
Exons: 5
Biological process (GO): mRNA export from nucleus
Cellular component (GO): THO complex part of transcription export complex
Molecular function (GO): protein binding
Source: RefSeq, a predicted model, not a curated record
GUGAAGGAGAACAACUACCGGGGCCAUGGGGACAGCGUGGAUCAGCUCUGCUGGCACCCCAGCAACCCUGACCUCUUUGUUACAGCGUCCGGGGACAAAACCAUCCGCAUCUGGGAUGUCCGCACUACCAAGUGCAUUGCCACUGUCAAUACCAAAGGGGAGAAUAUCAACAUCUGUUGGAGCCCUGAUGGACAGACCAUUGCAGUGGGGAACAAGGAUGAUGUGGUCACUUUCAUUGAUGCCAAGACCCAUCGCUCCAAAGCUGAGGAACAGUUUAAGUUUGAGGUGAAUGAGAUCUCCUGGAACAACGAUAACAACAUGUUCUUCCUCACUAACGGUAACGGCUGCAUCAACAUCCUCAGCUACCCAGAGCUGAAACCCAUUCAGUCCAUCAAUGCCCAUCCUUCAAACUGCAUCUGCAUCAAGUUUGAUCCCAUGGGGAAGUACUUUGCCACAGGCAGUGCUGAUGCAUUAGUGAGCCUCUGGGAUGUGGAUGAACUGGUGUGUGUGAGGUGCUUCUCGAGGCUUGACUGGCCUGUGCGAACACUGAGCUUUAGCCAUGAUGGGAAGAUGCUGGCGUCAGCAUCAGAAGAUCACUUCAUUGACAUUGCAGAGGUGGAGACAGGAGAGAAGCUCUGGGAGGUGCAGUGUGAGUCCCCCACCUUCACAGUGGCCUGGCACCCGAAGAGGCCACUGUUGGCCUUUGCCUGUGACGACAAAGAUGGCAAAUACGACAGCAGCCGGGAGGCAGGCACCGUCAAGCUCUUCGGGCUCCCCAAUGACUCCUAAUGAAACCGCACCACGGAAGGCAAUGCUCCCCUGCUCUCGGGGAUGGGAGAGUGGUUAGUUAGUGUAGGUCGGGGCAAGGAGAUGGCUCUGGUCCUUGCCUGCUUGGCAGUGCUGCGACCUUUGGCUCCGCUCUGUGUGUACUGCUCUUGGGAGCAUUUGUAAAAAAGCAGCUUUUGUGCUGGGGAGGAUGGGGGCGAUGCUAGCAGGGGCCCCCUUGCUGUCUGAGGGCUGCCGCCUCCUCUCUGGGGC